AUGUUUAGUGGUAUUAUGGAUUAUCUGAGAAUGAGAGUUUUUAAUCAAAAUUCAAACGACAAUAUAAGCAAAAAGGAUGACGAUUACUUUGAAAAUCAUCACUUGAAUGUCAUCAGAACUUUGAAGCAAUCCAAAUUUAUUAAUUGCUAUGACGCUGAAGAUGCUGCCAUCCAAAGAAUUUCAAAUCAAAUUGCAACUAUGUUUAUCGAGUCAAUUAACAUGUACCCUGAUUCUGAUUACAUGAAUGAAGAAAUCGAUAUGCUAAAAUCUCUCUAUUUGAUAAAAAGCAAAAAGUUUAGAGAGUCAUUUAGCAUUGAGAUAGGACAAGAAGAACAUGGAUUAAAAAUUUAUAAAGGAGAGACAAAAAAAGCCUUUCAAAGAAUUCAUGAGUUAAUUUGAGAUAUUAGAGAAGUUGAGAGACUCUUUGAAAUAAUAGCUAGAAGAGAAUAG
Molecule: messenger RNA, 450 nt
Organism: Blepharisma stoltei
Lineage: Eukaryota; Ciliophora; Heterotrichea; Heterotrichida; Blepharismidae
Source: the annotation of a GenBank genome assembly